Zerene cesonia (dogface butterfly) is the source of this 1155-nucleotide messenger RNA. RefSeq lists its product as uncharacterized. Lineage: Eukaryota; Metazoa; Arthropoda; Insecta; Lepidoptera; Pieridae. Gene Ontology annotation, biological process: regulation of transcription by RNA polymerase II. Gene Ontology annotation, cellular component: transcription regulator complex; nucleus. The record is from RefSeq and is a predicted model, not a curated record. The transcript has 3 exons. Bases 75 to 1115 code for a protein of 346 amino acids. Gene Ontology annotation, molecular function: DNA binding.
CGCCGCUGCCGCUCAGUUUACAGCCACGCGUCACUUACGUUCGUCGCCGCUCCCGCUAGCGCGUCCGCUCCGCUAUGAAGGUGAAAGGCAAGGGUGCGAAAUCCAAAAACAUGGACAAGUUAAUCGCCGCCGUUCAGGCGAGAGAGUGCUUGUGGGAUAAAAGUUAUAGAGGACACAGGAAUCGCUUCAAACUGGAGAGGUAUUGGAAUGAAGUCGCAGCCGAAGUCGGCACUACGAGCCUGAACUGCAGGAAAAAGUGGAAGAACCUCAAGGACCAAUGCCGGAAAGAAAUGAAGAAGAACCCGAACGAUUCGGAAUGGCCGCACUUCCCGAAGCUGAAGUUCAUUCAUCAUCAAUUCAUUACCGAAGACGAGGAAGGUGACGAAGACACCGCUGAAGAAGUAUUCAAUUCUCUCGAUGAAUCGAUCAAAAGACCAAAACUAGGUUAUACGAUGCGCAAGAAGUUAUUAAUGAAUAAGAGACGGACGAUAGAUGUUGACAUGAAUAAGCUUAUAGAGCUGGUAAGAGUCAGGGAGAUCAUAUGGAAUCGGCAAUUGAAAGGACACCACAAUUGGUACAAGUUGGACGAAGCGUGGAAAGAGAUCGCUUUGGACUUAGGUGUAACACGCGACGAAGCACGUCUAAAAUGGAAGUACCUAAGAGACCAAGCGAGAAAAGAAGUGCGCAAACAGACUUCUGAAUGGGAAUUACUGCCAAAACUGCAGUUCCUAGCAAAUCAAUUCUUCGACAAUGACGGCAAUGACAUCCCCGAAGAUUCGUACAGCCAAGAUUUCGACGUAACAGACCAGAGCAGUAACUACUAUACAAACGUGGAGCCUACUGAAGCAACCCCUGAAGAAAUAAACGACGAACCGGCGGCCAGGGAUGAUGAAUUCGACGAAUUCGAUACCAAACCGAUUGUCAUGGAAACAGACUUUUAUGACGAUGAUGAUGAUGUUCAAAAAUGUAAUGAAGAGCCAGAAGUAGCUAAGGAUGAAGAUAUAGGCUUCUUUAAUAGCUUGCUGCCGCAUGUGAAGAAGUUGGGACCGGCGAAGAAAUUGAUGUUGCGGAUGAAGAUACAAGAACUAGUCUAUAAUACAGUGUAUAAUACCUAGUUCUGUUUGUAAGAUAUGAUUGGUUACUCUUAUUAUGACG